This is a messenger RNA of Hypanus sabinus (Atlantic stingray), 2300 nucleotides long. Its product is annotated as centrosomal protein of 63 kDa-like. Lineage: Eukaryota; Metazoa; Chordata; Chondrichthyes; Myliobatiformes; Dasyatidae. Bases 124 to 1560 code for a protein of 478 amino acids. Gene Ontology annotation, molecular function: carbohydrate binding. The transcript has 5 exons. The record is from RefSeq and is a predicted model, not a curated record. Gene Ontology annotation, biological process: cell adhesion.
UUGGUCUCCGAUUGGGCAAUCUUUGUGCUUCCUCCUCCUGCUUGCCGGGAAUCGGGUGUCAAUCAGGUCAAUUUCCAACCCGGGAGUGAAAUUGGAGGAAAAGUUUCGGAUAAGUUUCUAACAAUGAGAAGUCGUAAAGGGAAAAGCGGUCAGCGGGGCGAAGAGAACGCUACCCGAGCUGACAGUAAGUACGUGUCCCACUCUGCCCCCACCUCGGCCGGACUAACCAUUCUGUGGGCUGUCCUGCUGCUAGUGGUGGCCGGGUGCGGGAUUGCCGGCUGGUACAUUCAGCAGCAACUCCAAACCAUCGACAGCCUGGAUCAGACCAUUCAAAUUCUGCAGAAGAGACUGUCUCAGGUCGAAAUAAUCCAUUCUCAGGUGAAGGAGCUGAACGAGAAGUUGUUGGUCGCAGAAGCUAAUGAACAAAGGCUGCAGGAUCUCGAGAUCACCUGGGCUGAAUCAAAAAGGAAAAUGGAAAUGACAACAGAAGUCGUGACACAGAUACAGUCAGCCAACGUGAUUAGUAAAGUGGCUGUGCUCCGGUCAGAGAUGAGUAAAAGCCUGGGUGAGCUCAGGAAGGACUUCCUCAAAAGGAAUGACUUGGCUCAACUGGAGAAUACGGUCAAAGUUCUUCAGGAGGUUGAGUUUGCACGGGCAGAGCAGCAGGUUGCAAGUAUGAAGGCUGCAACCUCCAAACUUGAAGAAAGUGUAGAUUCACUUUCUGCUUCAUUACCAACCUUAACAAGUCGAGUUGCAAGCCUAGAGGCAGAAAGGCAAGACCUUCAGUUUCUUCAGCAAAGUGUUCAAGACAUCAAUGUAGUCAAAGAAUUAAUGGACCAUAGUCUUCCCUCUCUCUCCAACGGCAUGAUUGCAUUAACAAAACAGGUCAAUCAGACCAUCGAGGUGACUGAUGUUAUUCAGACACAGUUAGCUCAGCACGGCAAAGAAUUAUCAGCAUUGAAAUACAGUGCAUCUCACCAACAAGCUGAGCACCUAUCCAGAAAAGAGGAACUGGAAAACAUCAGGAAAAUGGCCAAGCAGUUGCAGAUGGAGAAGAUUUCCAUGGAAGAGCUGGAGAAUGCUGUUCAAAGCUUAGUAACCAGUGAUAUCAGUGAGCUGCAAAGGAGAACUAACAAAAUGGAUGAAAUGCUGGCCACUCUGCAAAAUCAUGUCACAAAGGUUGAAAGUAAUGGGGACAAUCAAAAUAAACAGUUAGCAGACGCAUUGAAUCAAACGUCUCAUACACUGCAAAAAACCUUGGGAAAAAUAGAAACAAAUCUCAAGAGGACUGUAGAGCAAUGUCUAUCAGGAGAAGUAAGAACUUUCUGUGAAACCUCAGAGAAUUGUGCUUGGCCACACAUUCGGGAAGUUAACUUUCCUCAUCGCAUACUGAAGGAUCCAGUGAUAAUGCUGAGUUUAACUGAAAUCAGCUCUGUCGAUUCAGUUGGAGUAACAGUGAAAGCUUUAGAUAUUACGGACUCUGGUUUUAAGAUCCAAAUUAAUAGCAUUGGUAAUUAUAAUCUGUCAACUGUGAGAGUCAACUGGAUGCUCUGUGCUUAGAUGAAAUUACUUUCAAAAAUCCCGACGAAACACCAAUCCUAUAAGAAAAAGCUGGGAGAAACAGUCAUGACUUUCAAUGUAAAGUGACAAGACUUUCCUAACUGAGCUCUUCGAGCUAAUUCAGUGCUAAAGUAGUUAAUCUGUUUGAAAUUAAUUAUUUCCAAGAUCUAUUAUGAGUUUCUCCUUGUGCAAAUGGACCCAGUGUUUUUAUAUCAAAGUUGCAAAAGUGUCAUAUUUCAUAGGAAAUGGCAGUUCAAAGACCAGUACAUACAACUAUAUAGAUCAGAGAAACAGACAACAUAACUGUACCUAAUUAGUUGUAGGUUUACAAGCCAAUAAAAUGGUAAAUGAAUAAAAACAGAUGGCACACAAUAAGAGUGCAGAGUGGAUAUUGAUUGUCCACUUAUUUCAUUUGAAACUGAGGUAAAUGGAAUUACGAUGCAAUGUAAGGAAACAGUGUUUGCACUCCCUAUGUAAUCGCUGGAGCUUCUGAUUGUAUUUAUUGUGGGGCAUGAUAACGAAAAAAAUAAUAACAGGAACUUUUUCGAUAAAUGUAUUUGUUCAUAAGGUGAAGAAAUUAUGUGCAUGUAUUGUCCUUUUCUGAUUGUCAUUGAACUGAGGAAUCAACCCUUUUGUUUAGGCUUGGAGUCGCAUGUGGACCAAACCACAUAGGAAUUUCCUCCCCUUGGAAAAUAUCAGUGAAUCAAAGGGUUUUUGAAAUAAUCUGGUCGUUUAAUUUU